AUUUAAUUAAAUGAAAUGGGCUAGGUGAGGAGCGGUUGGGAUAGAGAGAAGGGAAUCGGAUGGCUGGGGUUCUGUGCCUCCCUCCUCCGAUUUUGCCUAUAAAAGGGAGAAGGAUUUCAGGAGAGGAAAGCGAAGAAUCUAGGAGAUCAUUGUGAGUUCGGGUUGGAGGAAUCAAGAGCAAUAGAAAGUCCGAGCUUUGUUUUCGGAAUCCGAAGGUUACUGCAGACAUAGCUUCUAGCACAAUGCAAAAGAAAUUCCCCAAAGCUUUGAAAUAAAAGCCAACAAGAAAUGAGCAAGAGACUUGGUCACUUACCAGAUCUGAACUGCCUAGCCACGCACAAGGAUAGCAAACACAAGACAAGAAUUCUGAGAGACGAGGAGAGAUAUAUUGUGUUUGUGAGAAUUCCUGAAAGAUUUGAUCAGAUGAAAGCCAAGAAAUGAGAAAAAGACUCACCAGAUUCGAAAUGCUUAGUAGCUACACAGAAGGAUAGCAAAAGCUGGAGAAUUAAUUCUUCUGAGAGACAAAAAGAGAUUGUAUUUGUGAGAUGAAUUAAGUUGAGAUAACCAGAAAUAUGUUGGCUUUAGUUUGAAUGCUUGACUGAACUGCUUUUUCCCUGUUUCUUUCUGCUUUUACUCUCUUGGAAACCAAAAUAGCUGUUUUCCAAGAUUGUAGGGCCAUAGCAAUGGCAUU
Molecule: messenger RNA, 691 nt
Organism: Rubroshorea leprosula
Lineage: Eukaryota; Viridiplantae; Streptophyta; Magnoliopsida; Malvales; Dipterocarpaceae
Source: the annotation of a GenBank genome assembly